AAGCGACGGACCAAUGAGGGCGCAGUCGUGACGUCAUACCUGUAAACACGGAACAGCUGAUGGUCCACCAAUGGUCCACGCUGGCUGGUAAUGCGACGCUCAACGAGUGUGAGGCGAGACGUCUGCGGGAGUGCUCGUGCGGCCGAGGCUUUUAUUCCUUAACCUUCGCGUGGUGGUUCUGGCCAGUGUGUUGGCCUCCAAAGGACUCUUCUGAAGUUACCUGAGUGUGCAGGUGAGCACAGAAAACACAAGCAGCAGGAUGGGGAGCACUGAUGAAUUCUCAAAAUCGCACUUAGCGAAGAAAAAAUUGGAGAUGUCAGAAGAAUCAGAUUCUACUCCAAAUUCUAAGCCCACCUCCGGAGCCUCAAGUCCUGAUCCUCUUGAACAUGGGAUUGAUGAUGACAUGAAGCCUCUCACAGGAGCAGAGGCAAAGUCUAGUGGAAGUGAUUCAGAGAGUGAACCUGACACCUCUAGUAAGCAAAGUGAAGUAGGAACUUCAUCAGGAAUAGCUGUGCAAGGUGCAAGGUAUCGAGUGAACAGUGAAAGCUCCUCAGAAAAUGGUAAAAGUGUGAGCUCAGAACACAGUAAGAGGCAGCGAACUAAAAGUGGUACAUCUCCAGUCCACAAUUUCAUCUUCCCUGGAGUGGCAGCUUCUCCACCAAAGUUUAUGUCUCUGGAGGAGGUCAUGAAGGCAGCAAAGGGGGUCAGCAACAUGGUUCUAGCUCAUGAAAUUGCUGUCGACAAAAACUUCAAGCUUGAGAAGUUUGAUCCUCCAGAUAAUAGUGUUGAAAAGCAGGUCAAAGAUGUGAUGCACAAAGCAUUUUGGGAUCACUUAGCGGAGGAGCUUAGCCAAGAUCCCCCAAGCUAUGACCAAGCAUUAGUUCUGCUGCAGGAGGUCAGAGAUAACUUGCUGGACAUUACUCUUCCUCACCAGAGUAAACUACGUCAAGAAAUCUCAGAAACUUUAGAUGUGGAUCUCAUUAAACAACAAGCUGAGCAUGGCAUUUUAGAUUUUACCAAAUAUUCCCAGUAUGUCCUGUCCAUCAUGGCCCGCCUGUGUGCCCCAGUGCGGGACGACACAAUACGUGGCCUUAUGAAGGAGAGUGACGUGUUAACUGUGUUCCGAGGUGUGAUGGAGACGUUGGACCUCAUGCGCCUUGACAUGGCUAACUUCACCAUCCAGCAAAUAAGACCACACAUUGUUGCCCAGAGUGUGACAUAUGAGAAAAAGAAGUUUGCGGAGUUUCUGAAGACACAAAAUGAUGGUUUGGAGCUGACCAGAACAUGGCUAGUGAGUCAUGUCAAGCCUGAGGAUCUAGAAGUGCCUGAUGACACAGAAAUAAGAAACGUAGUGAAUGCUAUCAUCAUCCGCGCUUACAUGGAGCUCCUUUCAUGGGCAGAUGAAAAACUGCUGCCUGAGACUGUAGUCCUGGAUGGGAGCAGAUUAUUGGAACUUGGAGAUCGCCUGAGUCAAGUGUGCAUCUUGGGCUCUGUGCUUCUUGUCACACUCUCAGCUGUUGGCCCAAUAAUUACACAGCCUGAUGCCUUCAAAGUGAAGCUAAAACGCAACUUGUGCAUUAUCCUGGACCCAGCAUUAUCAGAGAGUGAAACUAUGGCUCUGAUGGACAACGUGGCAGAGCAGGUGCUGAAGGAGGUUGAGGAUAACUUGAAGGAGCACGAGAAACCUCCAUUCCCACAGUCAGCCAAGAACACCCUCAAAUCUCAGGUUUUAGAAAUAAAGAAUCCAGAGCAUCGCAUCAGGUCGUUAAUAUCAAAAAGAUCCCUGGAAUUCAUUUCCACUCUGAUGAUCUCAACUACUGCAAGCCCUGUCCAGAUGCCACCUGGCCUUUCUACCCUUCAAGAGGAGUUGGCCCACAUUUGUGGCACACUAUUACGGCUCAUCACUCACAAUAGGUCUGUGUUUGGAGAGUACUAUGUUGAUAUUUUGACAGACCACAUCAAGACGGAAAGACAACGGAAGAAGAGGACAGAAAGCAAAGAGGAGAAGGCAUCUGAGAGUACUGUUGUCAGCACAAACUCAGAUAGUUAAAUUAUUUUAAUAUUGUUCAAUCUUCUUUUAAUAUAUUUGUCAGUCACUGACAAUGGUGGACGAAAAAACAAUUUAUACAUACAUAUGAUAUUGUAGCAUUACUUGGUGCUCAUAAUCUAUUUACAUUACACCUUACUGGUUAAAAGUAAUAAUGUGACAUUAGCAUAUGUUGUCCCGUGUAACAAUGAUAUUUACGUACAGUAUACUGUACUUUAUCAACGAGUAAUCAUUGCUUUUUGAGUUAGCACUCAAGUCUUAAACCAUAGAAGAAUGUUAAUAGAGUAUUUCCAGACUGAAAAUUAAAUGUUCACAAAGUGAGAAAAUUUAGUCUGUGGUAAAGUUUACACAACCUAUUCUAUGUCACAUGGAAUGAGACUUGCAUAAUGCUCAUUUAACCAAGUGGAAGGGUUUGUAUAUCUAAUGUUCUGUCACACCCAUGAAUCCACUUGCUACUAUUAAUCAUUUCAUAUCACUGAAGGCAUUGCUGUCAAGUUGAGGUUGCCUGAUGUUCCUCCAAACUUACAUAAACAAAAUCAGUACAUUAACACUUGCGCACGUGGACGUGACAUACGCGUCACUAUAAUUGUCUGGUCAAAAAGCACGGCUUCUGAUUGACACGAUAGGGACAAAAAAAAUCACCAAAAAUUCUGUAAUUCUCAUUGAUGCGUGAUACUUGGUCUGUAGACAGGCUAGCGCAUGUUGGCUCGAGGCAAGCCUAACUCAUCAAUUAUACGUCAUAUAAGAAAUCUGAAACUACCAUCGUAUAGGUAAUGAUCUAUUCUUUUUUUUUUUUUUUUUUUCAAAUUUAUGACAUUAUAAUUGGUGUAUCAAAAUUCCGUUUGUUGCACUAAUUAGCUCAUAAAUGUCCGCUUCUUUUUUUAUAGAACACAAUUUGCUAUAUUUUUACUCCUAUGUGAAAAUGUGAGUUUUUUAUUCCAGAAAUCGAUUCGCGUCACUUCAACUCACGAUAUCUCGGUAAAAUAUAAAACAAACAUUUUUUUUUUCUUUCCAUAUUAAAGAGCUUACAAUUUACAGUGGAAUGUAUGUAGUUUCAUAAAUGUGAACCGAGCAAAAGAAUCGAUAAGCGAGUUUUGAAAAAAAUUAUACCACGUGCUCAAGGUACCAAAAUCAGGCCUUCCAAUAGCCAGUUAGGUGUGCGUUUUGGACGAGAAAAUCAGAUGGGAGGAGGUGCGCGAAAGUGUUAAUGGAAUAGAGAAAUGGACCCUGACUUCAUACAUUUAAUCACUAUGGCUUGCUCCUUUGCAUAUAGUAUUUAAAAAGCUCUUGGUAUAAUGAAUAACUGCUGCCUCUUCGGAGGAAUUAGAAUACAUUUACAUGCAAUUUUCUGACACUAUUUAGGGUGUAGAUCUCGGCAAUGAAAGCAACCCUGAAUACAGUGCAGAAACAACUGGGCAUAUCAGUUUCUUUAACAUGACAGGAACACCAUUGCUUCCAUAAGUGACAGUAAUGUCUCCACGAAGUUAACAAUCUGAAAUGUGAUCAUUCACAAUUAUUUUUUUACAGUACUCAGUAUUUUGUUUAAACCAUAUCCUUUGGUCACAACCCCUUGCCUGACCAUUAAAAUAAAUGU
Eriocheir sinensis (Chinese mitten crab) is the source of this 3641-nucleotide messenger RNA. Its product is annotated as T-complex protein 11-like protein 1. The transcript has 9 exons. NCBI's taxonomy places the organism in Eukaryota, Metazoa, Arthropoda, Malacostraca, Decapoda, Varunidae. Bases 260 to 2050 code for a protein of 596 amino acids. Gene Ontology annotation, biological process: signal transduction. The record is from RefSeq and is a predicted model, not a curated record.